UUCCACAUUGAGACACGUUUUUAUAUUUUCCACCCCCAAACUUUUCGUUUCUUUCCCUCAUCCACAACAGAUUCAUUUCCUUCCCCUUCCAUCCCCUCUCUCUCUAGCGCGCCAAAAUCUCUCUCAGAAAAACAAAUCCUGAACAAACCCUAAUCCUAGCAGACCACCAAAAAAUGGCGCCAAAAUCAAAAUCCAAUCAAGACCCAAAUUUCAAACCAGGCUCAAAAGUAGAAAUCAUGUCGGACGAGGCAGGGUUUAGAGGUUCAUUCUACAUAGGAACAGUGGUGAAGGCAACAAGAACCCCAGAAUUCACAGUCCGAUAUGAAAAACUGUUUGAAGAUGAAGAAGGGACAAAACCCUUGCAAGAAACCGUUAAUGAGUUCCAAAUAAGGCCAAUAGCACCAAGAGAGAAGAAGAGGGAGUUUAAGUUUAGUGAAGAAGUUGAUGCUUUUCAUAACGAUGGGUGGUGGGAAGGUGUGAUAACUGAGGUGAAUGAAAAUGGGAAGUUUGCUGUGUUUUUUAGGAGCACUAAAGAGCAGAUUGAGUUUGUUGAGGAGGAUUUGAGGUUGCAUAGAGAGUGGGUUAAUGGGGAGUGGAAACCACCAUUGGAUAGAGAAGAAGAGAAAGGUGAGAUAGAGGAGGUGAAAGAGAAGGGAAAUAAGGAUUCUAGAAAGAAAAAGAAACUCUCUGAAGAAGACGAGAACGAAGUGACGAAAGAGGUGAAAAGGAGGGUUAGCGAGAGAGUGCCCAAUACAACACUAGUGAAGCCUAUUGAAUCACUGAAAGAUGUGAAGUUUAGCAAGGGAAUGCUAGUUGAGGUUAGCAGUGACGAAGAUGGUUUUAAAGGUGCUUGGUUUGCUGCUAGUAUUGUUGAACCAGUGGGGAAGGACAAGUACCUUGUUGAGUACAAAAGCUUGAGAACAGAAGAUGAUAGUGGUUUUCUGAGGGAAGAGGUUAACACUAUGCACAUAAGGCCUCCACCUCCACAAACUGUAGUUGUUGAUCACUUCAAGAAGCUGGAAGAAGUUGAUGCUCUGUACAAUGAUGUCUGGUGGGUGGGUGUAGUUUCUAAGGUAAAUACUUUCCCAAAGUAUGUUGUCUACUUCAAGGAUACCGGUGAGGAAUUAGAGUUUAAGCACUCUGACUUAAGGCCACAUCAGGACUGGAUCAAUGGCAAAUGGGUCGCUCCUUCACAUGCUUUGAAGCUGUGAUUGCUGGAGAAAGUAGUAGAGCUUGGUGAGAGAACCUGCGGCUUUGGUGUAUAUAUACAUUGUAAUCCAUAUCAAUCUCCAUUUCCCUGGCCUAUGAUAGGGGCAGUGGAAUAUCUUGAGUUUUCUUACCCGACUGGGGUUGUAGAUUCUGCGGCUGAAUUACUAUACUAAAAAACUGAUACUAUUCAUCUUCAAAGAUGUCUAUCUGUUCAUUAUGCAUGAAACCUCUCUAGUGCAACCUUAAACCGAGCUCAUCAAAACAUAAGAUGUAUUGCUACAUUUCUUGAUGCCAUUUGAAGUUUCUUUCUACA
Messenger RNA from Populus nigra (black poplar), 1522 nucleotides. Its product is annotated as protein AGENET DOMAIN (AGD)-CONTAINING P1-like. Bases 174 to 1211 code for a protein of 345 amino acids. The transcript has 4 exons. The record is from RefSeq and is a predicted model, not a curated record. NCBI's taxonomy places the organism in Eukaryota, Viridiplantae, Streptophyta, Magnoliopsida, Malpighiales, Salicaceae.